CGCACCAUGACGCAUGACGUUGCACAAGGUGGAAGCUGAACAUGGCGUCGGGACAGCAGUGGGUGUUGGUGGAAAUGGUGCAGGCGUUUUAUGAGGCUCCUGCGUACCACCUGAUUCUGGAGGGGAUCCUCAUACUGUGGAUCAUCAGACUUCUGUUCUCUAAGACCUACAAACUUCACGAGACUUACAAACUGACCGAGAAGGAAAAGGAGGACCUGAUUGAGGAGUGGAUGCCAGAACCUCUUGUUCCUCUUUUAUCCAAAGAGCAGCUGCCGUCCCUCAGCUACGAUGUCGUCACUGGACCUCCCAGCCACAAAAUCAUCAUCAAUGGCAAAGAGUGCAUUAACUUUGCGUCGUUAAACUUCCUUGGUCUCCUCGACAACGAGAGAGUGAAGCAAAAGGCUUUGGCGUCGCUGAAGAAAUAUGGCGUGGGCACAUGUGGUCCGAGAGGCUUCUAUGGAACGUUUGACGUUCACCUGGAGCUGGAGAGCCGUCUGGCCACGUUCAUGAAAACAGAAGAAGCCAUCCUCUACUCUUAUGGCUUUGCCACCGUUGCGAGUGCAAUCCCUGCAUACUCCAAGAGGGGCGACAUCAUCUUUGUGGAUGAAGCCGCCUGCUUCUCCAUCCAGAAGGGUCUUCAAGCGUCCCGCAGCUUCAUCAAAUACUUCAAACACAACGACAUGGAGGAUCUGGAGAGGCUCUUGAAGGAGCAGGAGCUGGAGGACCAGAAGAAUCCUCGUAAAGCUCGAGUGACCAGAAAGUUCAUUGUGGUGGAGGGACUGUACAUUAACACAGCAGACAUCUGUCCUCUGCCUCAACUGGUGGAGCUGAAGUACAAGUACAAGGUGCGGCUCUUUCUGGAGGAGAGUCUUUCUUUUGGUGUGUUGGGGGAACACGGUCGAGGAGUCACGGAACACUUCGGGGUCAAUAUCGAUGACAUUGACCUGAUCAGUGCUAACAUGGAGAACGCCAUGGCCUCCAUUGGAGGCUUCUGCUGUGGACGCUCCUUCGUCAUCGACCAUCAGCGUCUGUCGGGUCAGGGCUACUGUUUCUCUGCGUCCCUGCCUCCGAUGUUGGCCGCUGCUGCCAUCGAAGCCCUCAACAUCAUGGAGGAGGAUCCAGACAUUUUUUCUGUCUUGAGGGAAAAGUGCAAACAUGUGUACAAGGCUUUACAAGGAAGUGCAGGACUGAAGUUAGUGGGAGAACCGUUCGCGCCUGCUCUUCACUUACAGCUGGACAAAACGUCGGGCUCCAGAGACGCCGACAUGAUGCUGCUCCGCAACAUUGUAGAUUACUGUUUGGAACGCGGUGUGGCUCUGACCCUCGCCCACUACCUGGAAAAAGAGGAGCGCUUCGUCCCUCCACCCAGCAUCAGAGUGGUGGUCACUGUUGAACAGACGGAGGACGACAUCCAGAAGGCCGUGUCUUGUAUACAGGAGGCAGCCGUAAGCGUCCUGAAAUGACAGUGUACCGACGGUCACUGCUGAGAGAAGUGACGCCGGGAGUUCACUCAGCACGUCGCCAUCACACCGUCAACUCCUGGUAUUAACAUCCAACCUGACACAUCUCAUCACAAGUGAACAGCGUGAAAAAUAACACCACACACACACACACACACACACACACACACUCACACUCUCCUGGUGUGAACAUGCGUCCUGGAUGUCUCUCCUCACUAAUGCUAACACACACACACACACACACACUUCAUGUCUGUUCAUGAAGACCAAACUAUGUUUUGAACCAGUGUCACUGUGCAGACGCGCUUCUUGUCCGUGUGUGUGUGUGUGUGUAUUGGCACAGAUGAUAACGAGUUAGAAACGUCGAGAGGAGCUCGUGAAUCAAAGCUCUUUUCACGCUGCUGUGACAUGAAACGAGAUUUAAACCAUCGGAGAAGAAAGAAAAUGUCGAUUAUUGUUAAUCAUGUUGCAUUGGCUACAAAUAAAUCAUGAGUGUGUGUGUUUGCUGAAAAAAUAUGAAAAUAGUUUGAGCUCACUGUGAAACGAAUGAUCACACUCAUCAUUCUCUGAACGGGUUUUCUCUUUCAAUGAUUGCAGUAGAGGAUGCUUUCAGGAUGCAUUUGGGUGUGUUCACACCUAAACCUUUAACUGAACACUAUGAUGAAGUGAUAGUUCAGGGUUUUUUUGUAAAUUGCGGUUGUUUGAGGCACAGGGGCAUCCUCUCCACGUCGGCUUUCACUGUGAAACAGCCUGAGACACAGAUGUGUUCACCCUCACUGAAAACAACAGGGACAAACAGGAUUUAACCACUUAACAAGAGGCUGUAAUAAAAAUAGACGCCUGCUUAAUCUAAAGAACAUGUUCAGAGCUUUAUCUCGCCGCUUCACGUCCUAUUCUCACUGGAAACGGAACUCCGGAGAGAGAAUCAGUGUUUUUAGCUCCACUGAAGUCACUAAAUAAUGUAUAAUCACUGAUUUUCUCUGGCAGAUUUAGCUUUAUUAUUUUGAAUGUUUUGGAGGUUGUUUUUUUUUUUUUUUUACAAAGCAGCACAAACUGGAGUUUCCAAUUUACUCAUUUACUCUCCUGAUAUUGUAGCUGGUGCAGAGCCUUGUGUUAAGUAUUAAAAAUCCGUCUUUUGAGUGAGCGCGAGCGUCUGUGGUUCUUGGUAGUUUGACACUGAGGGUGUGAGGUGAAGUCAGUGUUGACCUGGUGACCUUUACCUCAUACAACGUCACAUUAAAAAAACACUCCUGAGCUCAUGGCGCUCACACGUGGUUUUACUGGAGACUGAUUGUUUGCCUUUGUUUUCGUUGCAGCGCCACGUCCUUCAUGUUUGUACACGGAUGUGAAUGUAGGGACUGUAAGCAGUCAAGAAAAACAACUGCAGACCAGAUGAUGAUUUUUUUAUGUGCAGACCAAAGAGGAAAUGUUGCACUGGUUACGUGUGUGUUUGGUACACGAUGCUUUGCCUUUACAUUCCACUGGUGGUUUUACCUCAAACAGACACUGACUUUAACUACUGGAUGUUUUUUUUUGUUUUACAUGAGUUUUUAUUUCCAGCCACUAAACUUCCAUUAAAUGUAUGUGAUUUAAAAUGAGCUGUUGUUGUUAUUGAAACGGACUAAAAGAACCGUAAAUAAUAAAAGUGCUUUUUUAAUUUUCA
Solea solea (common sole) is the source of this 3123-nucleotide messenger RNA. It is a transcript of the gene sptlc1, whose product is annotated as serine palmitoyltransferase, long chain base subunit 1. Gene Ontology annotation, biological process: ceramide biosynthetic process; sphingosine biosynthetic process. NCBI's taxonomy places the organism in Eukaryota, Metazoa, Chordata, Actinopteri, Pleuronectiformes, Soleidae. Gene Ontology annotation, molecular function: pyridoxal phosphate binding; serine C-palmitoyltransferase activity. The record is from RefSeq and is a predicted model, not a curated record. The coding region runs from base 42 to 1463 and encodes 473 amino acids. The transcript has 15 exons. Gene Ontology annotation, cellular component: endoplasmic reticulum.